UUUGUUAUCAUUAUUCAGUUUUGGGAAUCUGAAAGAUCCCCUUCCUCUUCAUACGCAAAGUAUUUACUGCUUGGACCAUUGGGAAAUCAAUUUUGUUCUUGGAAACAACCAAAACCACCUUCACCAAAAUCGAUUUGGGGAAGAGGAAGAAACAAGCCGUUUCACCUAUUCUCCCUCUCCAAAUCACACCCACAUCAAAAACGCCUCACCACAACUUCUAUCAUUUCUCUUCACAAACCAAACCACCCUCACCCUCCAUCUUCAACCACAACCAUGAUGUGGGAACGUGAAUACGAUGAACACCAUCACCACCACCACACCGCCUCUCUAAAACCUAAGGAUUAUUACAAGAUACUGGAAGUAGAUUAUGAUGUUGAUGACAAUGCUAUUUGCUCUAAUUACAUUUGUCUUGCUCUCAAAUGGCACCCGGAUAAGCAGAAAGACCAUAACUCUGCUACGUCCAUGUUUCAAGAUAUAAACAAGGCAUAUCAGGUGAAGAUUGGUCUGUAGCUGUGAGUGAAGGGUGACAAUUUGUGACUCAGUUUUGAGGACGAGGUUUAGCAAUCCAGUUGAAUCCGAUUGAACAGGGCAAGAUGGACAGUGGAAGUUGGAACCAACCACAUUUUCUUGGCUACAGCAGCAGAGCCAUGGUCUGGGGUCAAGGUGACUAAUAUACGGAGUUUUGGAACUGGAUUUCAAGACGGUGGAUUUGUUUAUUUGGCGGAAAGUGUUUGAAAUGAAACUAAUUGUAGAAUUGAUACAUUGCAUACUUGAUAUAUUUAGCUGGCAUUUGGCUAAAUUAUUUUUUCUUACUCUGUAACCAACAAUUGUACUACGUUUAUAGCUUUAUGCUACUGAUUUUUCCGUUU
Vicia villosa (hairy vetch) is the source of this 869-nucleotide messenger RNA. RefSeq lists its product as uncharacterized. The transcript has 6 exons. The record is from RefSeq and is a predicted model, not a curated record. Lineage: Eukaryota; Viridiplantae; Streptophyta; Magnoliopsida; Fabales; Fabaceae. Gene Ontology annotation, cellular component: cytoplasm; nucleus. The annotation marks the transcript as partial.